AGCUGAUUUCCCUUGUUAAGAAAGUUAGGUUUUUCUAUAUCGACUAGUUCUGCCGAUUUUUUUUAUGAAUUUCAUUCAAAUUUUACUAUAAAAGAAAAUCACAAAUUUUAAAAGAAAUGGUUAAAUAAUAUAUUUUAUUAAAAAUUUAAAAAUAAGUAUUUGAAAGAAUGACGGAGUAUCAAAUUUUAAUAUAUAUAAAGAUAGUAUUUGAAAGGUUAAGAAUGUGAAUAAAAACGCAUUUACCAAAUAUGGAUUCUGUGACACUUUUGCCAUUAAAAUCUUCAUCGAAAAGUUUAUUUAUGAUGAUUAGAAAAAAAUUUCACAUAAAAUUAAAUAUUCCAAUUUUGUUAAUGAUAUUGUUGAUUGUUUUCUUAUGUGUACAUUAUUUACCUUCUACAAAGUGUUCUUCUAAUGAACAAGAAAUAAAAAACAAAAUAAAAAUUAGAUUUAUAAUACUUAUACUUUCUAGUCCUGAUAACUUAGAACGAAGAGCAACUAUUAGAAAGACAUGGUUGGCACAAAAACAAGCUUCAGUCAAACAUUUUUUUGUAAUAGGAACUUUAGAUACAUUGCCAGAGCAAAAAGAAACUUUACAUUCUGAAAAACAAAAAUUUAAUGAUUUACUUUUAUUAUCAAGAUUACCAGAUUCAUAUGGAACUUUAACAAAGAAAGUUUUAUAUGCAUUCAAAGAAAUUUAUGAAUAUUAUGAAUUUGAUUUUUUAAUGAAAUGUGAUGAUGAUACAUUUGUUUUGGUACAUAAAAUUUUAAGAGAGCUAGAUAAAUGGGAUAACAAAGGAACAAAAAAAGAAUUAUAUUGGGGUUUUUUUAAUGGAAAAGCACAAGUCAAAAGAAGUGGACCAUGGAAAGAAAUAGAAUGGAUAUUAUGUGAUUAUUAUCUUCCUUAUGCACUUGGAGGAGGAUAUAUUUUAUCUUAUAAUUUGGUAAAAUUUAUUGCAAUAAAUGCAGAUAUUUUCAAAUUAUACAAAGCAGAAGAUGUAUCUAUUGGAGUUUGGAUAGCACCUUUGGCAAAUAUUGAAAGAAAACAUGAUGUACGAUUUGAUACAGAAUAUAGAUCACGUGGAUGUUCUAAUCAAUAUAUAGUUAUGCAUAAACAGACUAUUGAAAACAUGAAAAAUAUGUAUGAAUAUUAUCAAGCAUCUGGAGCAUUAUGUAUAAAAGAAAUAAGAAAUCGUAUGAGUUAUCAAUAUAAUUGGACAGUUCCACCCAGUCAAUGUUGCAAUUUACAAUCUGGCAUUCCAUAGUAAUUAAAAU
Messenger RNA from Apis laboriosa (Himalayan honeybee), 1272 nucleotides. RefSeq names its product beta-1,3-galactosyltransferase 6 (gene beta3GalTII). NCBI's taxonomy places the organism in Eukaryota, Metazoa, Arthropoda, Insecta, Hymenoptera, Apidae. Gene Ontology annotation, molecular function: UDP-galactosyltransferase activity. The transcript has 2 exons. Gene Ontology annotation, cellular component: membrane. The record is from RefSeq and is a predicted model, not a curated record. Bases 249 to 1262 code for a protein of 337 amino acids. Gene Ontology annotation, biological process: glycosaminoglycan biosynthetic process.